AUGUUUGCUUUGCUGUGUAUAUACUACGCUCUUUUUUUGUUCGAAUUAAGCAAUGUAAAGUUGCAAACGCUUGCUGUGAAUCGAUUUUGUAGUUUGUUUUGUCUUGUUGUUUUUCUGGUGAAUUUUGGCAGCUUUUGCUUACGUGAGAGAAGGAGAGACGAUGAUGAUGAUGAUAAAGGAGGCGGAGGAAACGAUGAUGGCAAUUGCACUUUCUUUUCUAUUGCUGCUGUGCAGAUUUCGCAAAUCAAAUUCUGGAAUACUAUUGGGAUUGAACGAGCUUUUAAGAGGAAAAUGUAUCAAAUGUCUGCGACGUUUAUGUUUCUUCUCCUUAAGAUUUUGGGGGGUGAUUACUGA
Sphenostylis stenocarpa is the source of this 354-nucleotide messenger RNA. The record is from the annotation of a GenBank genome assembly. NCBI's taxonomy places the organism in Eukaryota, Viridiplantae, Streptophyta, Magnoliopsida, Fabales, Fabaceae.